AUGGUUCGGAAUCUUUGUGAACACGAACUGUCAAUUCCAACAUGGUCACCUGCACCGUCGGGUGGCCAUGUUGGCGUCCGGCCAGAUUGCGGUAUCUUCAUCGGUAACGAAGACUCAAACGCCUUCUACAAAGCCAUCAGUCUGGAUGGCUUCCCUAGUUACAAACGCCAUUUUCAAAACAGGGACGACACACGCCUAUGCCGAAUACCGGACUGUAGCGACUGUUGUGCCGCAAGGGAGGUCUCGACAGUGCACACAGACUGCGUCGAAUUCGUGAAAAGUAAAUACAAGUUGGACAACCAUUGGAGCGAGGAUGGGCGCAGCUAUUGGGACCACUUGUGGGUUCUCUCUGCCUGGAGGACUCCAUGGCGUCAAGCUCCCAACUUUCGCCUUGAAGAAAAGAACUUCACACCAAAUGUCUUGAUGUUUGACAACCUGGGUUACCCACUAAUGAAGAUGAAGUCGCUUCCCUUGGAAGUAAUCCAGAUCAUUCAUGAGUUUUCGGCGGCCAGUCCACUCUGGCGGUUCACUGCAGCGUCUGCACUUCCUCAUCGACUGCCUGCUGCUUCCUCAGAUCAACUCCUGACAAUCCAUCUGUCCACGCUCUUGUCGUGGGAUCGCGGUUGUCAACCGGUAAUCGCUGACAUCGGUGACACCACCUCUCGACUGCCAAUCAUCCGUAUGACAAUUGAUGCACGGGGAAUCAAAAAAGUCGAACAACUGCCUGAGCAGCCCCGUUUCACAACAUGGCGGACGAAUACCUAUGUAUACGUCGUCCUGCACCGGGUGCAUCUCGGGGGCAUCAUCGCACACUUCAAGUUUGGACUUUUGCGCUUGAAGUUUCCUCAUUCUGGGCUUCAGAUUUGGGAUAUGCCAACCCCUCCUCACCGUGAGGAAUGCCGUUUUUAUCCACAAAACAUCACCGACCGCACGCAGUUCAGAACAAUUGAGUUGAGCAAAGUAACCGGUAUCACUUUCUUCUUCGCCGACGGCAAGAUCUUUGCCAUCCAUCCUCAUACGCUGGAAACUCCUUGCGCGCAGUCAACACAUCAACGCCUGUCACCUCACAAUCAGAAAUGGGCCACUUGGGUAUAUUUUCCCGUUUCGAAAAGUGACUCUGUUGCCGCACUGGGUGUGCGAAUGUUACCGGCCAAGGGUGGUUACAUUGAUAGCCCCCGUUUGCUUUUCCGUAUGAAACUAGGUGGUGACAUACCAGUCGGCCUUGAUCGCUCAAGAGACGUAAGGGAUUUCUUCCUGGGCAAGUCGCCAUUGACACUUAUACACGACACUCGUGAAUGGCAACCCGUUUCCACAAUCGGCGCCUAU
This is a messenger RNA of Ilyonectria robusta, 1326 nucleotides long. RefSeq lists its product as uncharacterized. Lineage: Eukaryota; Fungi; Ascomycota; Sordariomycetes; Hypocreales; Nectriaceae. The transcript is spliced from 4 exons. The annotation marks the transcript as partial. The record is from RefSeq and is a predicted model, not a curated record.